AUGUGGCCCUUCCCAUCCUACCCAGAACACUCGCCCUCCGAGGUGAAUGGCAAGACUUAUGACUAUAUCAUCGUUGGAGGUGGAACUGCAGGGUGUGCUGUUGCAGCGCGCUUGUCUGAGGACUCUGAUGUUACGGUUCUUGUGAUCGAUAAAGGAUAUGUGAAAGACAACAUGGUCUCGCGUAUGCCACUUUUGAGCCAGAAUAUGUUUCUUGGCGACCUCUUACAGGUUCAGAGCAACCGAUGGUCAGAACCUAUCGCGGGGGCCAACGGACGAAGAAAUCGUCUUUGGGCAGUGGAAGGCAUUGGCGGUGCUUCUCGUAUGAAUGGCAUGCUCUGGACGCGUGGUUUCCCCGGAGACUAUGCCGCCUGGUCUGAGCUGGGCUUGCAGGACUGGAGCUACGAGAAACUUGAACCGUAUUUCCGCAAGAUUGAGAACGCCAUUGUACACCCAGAAUCCUCUUUCAGGGGCCAUAAAGGACCCAUUGAGCUUCGACAAUACUCAUUCCCGUUCAAGUGGACCAAAUAUCUUGAGAAGGCCGUCGAGGAGCUUGGUAUCCGUCCUCAAAAGGACAUCAACGAUCCUUCGGCGCCCGCAAUGGGAUGCUUCAAUCUUGAUACAGCUAUCGACAAGCAUGGGAGCAGAAUCUCUGCGCUUACGGCAUACCUCAUCAGGGAAGUAGCAUACAAAAGGCGCAAUCGUCUAACUAUUUGCACCGGUGCAGCUGCUUCACGCUUGGAAGUCAACGUGGAGACAGGCACCGUGGGAGGUGUUCAUAUCCAAUCUGUAAAGGAACCCGGCAACCAUUACUACGUAAGGGCACACCGUGAGGUGAUCCUUUGUUCUGGAGCAGCCUGUACUCCUCAAAUCCUUCUUUUGAGUGGUAUUGGACCGGCAGAUUCGUCCAAAAAACAUGGCAUACCCCUGAUCAAAGAGACACCAGCAGUAGGUGCCACCUUAUCAGACCAUUAUAGCAUUCCUAUAAUGCUAGAAGUUCCUAAAAAGGAAACUUUCCACCUUUUACAGUCGAUUUGGGGGGUCUGGCAUAUCCUGCUCUGGGUUUUCUUCGGAAAAGGCCUGUUGAGUUUUACUUCCAUGUCAAAAACCAUAUAUUUUCACAGCGACGCGAUUGACAGAGAUACCAUGGAAGUAAAAGGCCGCGACAGUGAAGGACGUGACAUGCUUGAUGCAUCGUUAUCUCGCAACGUUCCCGACAUUGAGGUCAUGCUCAUGCCCAACAGCUCGGUCGAGAGAGAGGUUGAAGGGCGUACAUUGAUGUCCCUGUAUCCUACAUUGGUGCAGCCUCGUGGGUCCGGUCGCGUAGAGCUGGCCAGCACGGAUGCCCUGGUGCAACCUCGAAUCACGUACCCAAUGUUUACCAACGAGCAUGAUAUCGCGACAGCUAGACUGGCUGUCCGCUUUUUAAUGCGACUGGCUGAGAAGCUGCAACAGUCAAAGUACCCAUAUCCUGCGAAGCUUGCCUUCGCUCCCGGUCAAGACCCCUCUAUGCUGGAGGAAUGGGAAAAGAGUGCACCCAUCGACUACCUUCCGCUUCCGAUUUCGAUCGCAUCGUCAGUGUCUGGCCAACAAGCACCUCAAGUCGGCUCCAAGGCCAAUCGAAAUAUCUCACCGCAAACCAGAUCUGGCAAAGAUAAGACAUGGAAAAAUGUCACUAAUGAUGAGAUUGACGAUUACCUCAAGAGGGUCAGUCAUACGAGUCUACACUUCUCUGGCACGUACCCCAUGUCAAAUGACGAGAAAAAUGGCGUGGUCGAUCAGAAACUCCGCGUUCAUGGCUUUACCAAUCUAAGGAUCGCAGACACGAGUGUGUUCCCCAAGAUCCCGAGCUGCCACACUAUGGCGCCCGUGUUGGUGGUUGCAGAGCGAUGCGCCGAGAUGGUCAAGGCCACUUGGGCAGCAAAGAAGUCACAGUCGUAA
Messenger RNA from Pestalotiopsis fici W106-1, 1938 nucleotides. RefSeq lists its product as uncharacterized. Gene Ontology annotation, molecular function: oxidoreductase activity, acting on CH-OH group of donors; flavin adenine dinucleotide binding. NCBI's taxonomy places the organism in Eukaryota, Fungi, Ascomycota, Sordariomycetes, Amphisphaeriales, Sporocadaceae. The record is from RefSeq and is a predicted model, not a curated record. The coding region runs from base 1 to 1938 and encodes 645 amino acids. The transcript is spliced from 4 exons.